UUAUGUUCAACGCAGAAAGCAGAAUUUUGAAAGAAGAAGACAAGAUUAAUGAACACGAAGAAACCGUGUCAAAAAUUGUCAAUGACUACCAAAUCCAACUUAAAGAAGACUCAGUAAUUAGAAAGGAUUUAGAAAGAAUCUUCAUCUCCAGUGUUGAAGAAUUCCAUGUUGUCGAGAGAGACGGACAUCAUGUCAAAUGUCUCCUUGUUAAAUUGCCAUACAAAUCAUUCGAGCCAUAUACUAAAAUUAGAUCAGCUUUUGUUGGCCACCUUGAAAGAAAACUUAACUGUAUGGUAUUCGUCACUGGAAUGAGGAAAAUCCUCUCAAAGCGUGUUAAGACCCCAGGAGUCAAGAAGAGACCAAUCUCUAGAACCCUCACUCACGUUUUCAACUGCUUGUUAGAUGACAUCUGCCUCCCAUCCCAGAUUGUUGGAAAACAAAUCAGAGUCCAUACCGACGGAACCCAGACCAUGAAAGUAUUCUUGGACCCACUCGACAAAGAGAAGGUUGAAGAUAGACUUGACGCCAUGAGCGAGGCCUACAAGAAGUUGACCACCAGAAAGGUCAAAUUCUUCUUCGCUAAGCCAACCAAGUUCCAGAAGCAAUUGGCUGAAUUCAAAAAGAAGCAGCAAAAUAAGGCUUAAGUUGAUUAAUAAUGCAUCCCAGACCUACUUAAUCUCAAUAUAAUAUUC
This is a messenger RNA of Moneuplotes crassus, 692 nucleotides long. NCBI's taxonomy places the organism in Eukaryota, Ciliophora, Spirotrichea, Euplotida, Euplotidae. The record is from the annotation of a GenBank genome assembly.